AGCGCUCAUAAUUCAUAGUUUAGUAUGUUCUAACUGUUAGGAACGACUCCUUCUUUCUCUCGUGGAUUGGCGCAAAAUUAUCAGGUGUAUUGCCAGUUAACGGUAAUUACUUAUAGUAAUCGAUCUUGAAUAAUGGUUGCUGAUACAAAAAUGGUUCGACCACUAUCUACAACAAUAAAUCGACGCAGUUUGUCAUCAAUUACAAUACUAUGGACCACGUUAAUAUUAAUGACGUUUCUAGUUGAUUUAGCCUAUUCGUCAGUAUCAUGUGGCAACGGUAUAAAGUCUGUUGGAGGAACGGUCCCAAGCGGUGACAUCUUCCUAGAGUAUGGCAGUGGAGUUCCUUUGGAAAUCACUUGCACCUUGCAAUCUGAUACCAUAAUAGUGCAGAACUUGUUUCGUGAUCGAACGGACAGUAGUAAUAAAACCAAAUAUCCAAGCCACAGGAUCGUGUUUUAUAAAAACGCCGAAAUUGUACCCAGACAAUACGUGACAAUCGUCAACGCAACAUCGGCUCAACUCCGCAUCCCAAACCCCCCAGCUGGCCAAGAUACCUAUUAUUGCACACUAUUACUUGAUUAUGAACGGCGUCAAAACGAAAGUUAUAUUAAUUCCAGCGGUGAUCACUCAUAUAUUAUGUCAUUUAACGGUUCGUCCAUGUUGCCCACUGUACAAGAUUUAGCUUAUGGCUCAGAAACGAAUGGAUCUCAUCAACUGGGAUCACAAGUCAGGGUGUGUUUGAAUAGAGUCUAUGUAGGAUAUAAACCUGCCAUCAUAAGAAAUUUUACAUGUAUUUCUGACAAUUGGGUUAGUUUGAGAUGCAAUUGGAACACGUCAGAGAAUCCAAUCAAAACCACUUAUUCGUUAUUAUUCAGAUUACCUGGUCGUGCUGGAGGCAGAAUAUUCAUAAAUUGUCCGACGGAUUCAGAUAUCAGAGAGAAUACUUGCUAUUGGGAUUUCGAUACUACUCCCAUAUAUAGACAACCUUAUGAGUUUUACGAUUUCAGAUUAAAUGGCCAAAAUGUGUUAGGAAAUUCAUCUACAUUUUUCAACUUUCAUCAUUACGCCAAUAUAAUUCCCGCGAGCCCUAUAAAUAUCACCGUGGUGGAUAAAACAGAAUCAAGUGCCAUGUUUAGGUGGUCAGUGGGCACUAUGACAAACUUUCCACGGGAACUAAUUCAUAAGAUCGAAUAUAAGUCACAAUGGGACUCCGAUCUUAAACAUUGGCAUUCUGUAAAUACAAGUGACGUGCAUUGCAGUAUGUCAUUGCCGUCCAAUAAAACAAAUUCAUUUCUGUAUACUAUGAAUUGCCAAGAACGUGAUAAUGAUUAUUAUUAUUUUAAUGUCACUGAUCUAAAAUAUCCGUUUGCACAUUACGAUGUUUGCAUAUACGUACGUUCUUCACUCGCCCGCGGGGAGGAUAAGUGGUCACCUCCUGGUUGUAUAACUCUGAAAACCAAACCUUCUAUACCAAGAAGACCGCCAAGAACUGAUGUUGGGAGCUUUGAGAGUCUUCCUUCACGAAUCGACAAAUCCAAAAGAAACGUUUUCAUUUAUUGGCAAAAAAUUGAUGAUAGCGAGAAAUGUGGUGAUUCGUUUGAGUACCGUGCUUACUAUACUUCAACUACAGAACAAAAUGAGACCACUAUUCACUUUAGUGAUGAGAUAUUUGAUAAUUAUGCCAAAUUUAAAGAGCUCAGUACUUCGGUUAGUUACAAUUUUACAGUCUAUUCAUCCAACAAAGAAGGUUUGUCAACGGAGUACUCAACAAUAUACGUACCUAGUGAAUCACAGAGGGUUGAAAAACCAACAUUACUGACAAAAAUGGUAUUUGAUCAAGAAGGUGUUUUUGAACUUUCCUGGAAAAAUGCCGUCAAUACGAAAUUGUCCACUGCCGAUGAACUGAAUUACUACACAUUAUUUUGGUGUGAAAAUGUUAGUCGUCAUCCAUAUCAGUGUGAUGGUUAUAUGAACUGGACGCAUGUCCCUAGUUCAGAAUAUCGCUGCAAUGUCACUAUAUUUAAUUAUAAUGUUAAAAAACAUUAUCAAUUUGCAAUAAGUGCUAACAGUCGACGUUUAGUAAGUAAUGGAACCAAUAGUUAUCAUCAAACCAAUUGUAACAGUAGUGGAAUGGUGUGGGAAUCAUGUACAAUACAAAAUAAUAUAACUGCAAGAAAAGUUGAGAACGUUUGGGUUAGUGUGAUCAGCUCGACGUUUAUUGGCUUGAGAUGGAAUAUUGAGUGUACUGAUAGAAUCGGUUUAGUUGGUGAAUAUCAAAUAUUUUAUUGUGCUGUUGCUGCCACAAAAAAUUACAUUUGCAACGGAUCCAUGUUGUCUAAAACAAUGACCAGAGAAGCGGCACAAAAAGACGGAGGUUUUACAUUAUUAACAAAUCUUGAGCCUUAUACUACAUACAUUGUUUCCAUAGCAAUAAAUACAAACUAUGGCAAAGGAAUACAUAGUGAUCCUUUACUAAUUACCACAUUAGGCUUAGGAGGUUGGUAUUUAAAAGAAGAAUAUCCCACAUCUGUUCAACAAAUAAUGAAACAAAAUUUUUAUCCUUAAUCCAUGAUAGUUGGAAGCUCGUUCAUAAUACAACAUUUAUUCUUAUUUUGCAAUAUUUUUGAUUGUAUAAAUAUUACACAUCUAGACAACUUGAUUCUACUUACUAAGAAUAUACAAUUUCAAACAAAAUGACUUCCUUUAGUCCCAACAUACCUAGGGAUGUAGGUACUAUAUUAGUACUUUAUCCAUACUUCAUUCUACAACAAGUAUUGACAAUAUUGUAUACCUAGUGUAGUUGCAUGUAGUGUGUACUCAUGAAGGCACUCCUAUAGUUCACACUCUCUCUAUGUUUAAAAUAAUUAAAGUUAAGUCACUUAUGUAUACAAGCGUUUUAUUUAAUUGUUUUGUUAGAAGGCACAAUGUUAUUGUCAACAUUAUUAGAUCAAUAUAAAUUAAAACAAACAAAAAAUGUAAGUUUUUCAAUUUUAUCAAUUUUAUAAUUACUAUUACUGUUUUUAAUCUUGUAAUACCUAUUGCAUUCACAAAUGUACAGUAAAUAGUAAGUCAUUUAUAAUGAAUCAUUAGUCAAUACCUCAAAGUGUUAUUGAUACUUACAUUUCAAUUAUUAAUUAUAUUUUUGUUAGUCUCCCACCCUAUAUUUAAAUACAUUUUAACUCAAAUAUUUUGUGAAAUCCAACUAUAAUAGAUAAUGAACUAGAAAAUAUUUUAUACUAAAAUACAAUAUAAUGAUGUAUGAAUUAUGAAUAUGGUAGGAUGAUAUUUUGUAUCAUAAUAUAAUUGCUAAAUAAUAAUACUCUAAUACAUAAAGCCACUUCCAAUAAGAGUUUGAUUUUUUCAUGGAUUUUAUCUUGCCUGAAUCAUUGCUCAACUCUAAAAUGACACCCGGAUAAUAUUCAUUUUCUAAUGUUUUAAUACAAUAUGAGCUUAUAGAUUUAACUACCAGCUUAAACUUUGUUACGGUAAUCUCUUUGCUGAGCCAUAACUUCUUCUUUUUUUUUUAUUUUGCCAAAGAUCUUUAUCGGCAAAUCUCCCAGUUUUCGCCUUCUGAUUCAUCUUUAAAUAUUAUUUCUUGCUAUUAUCCUCUAUCUUGUGGGUGAGAAGCAUUGGAGGUACAU
Messenger RNA from Myzus persicae (green peach aphid), 3641 nucleotides. Its product is annotated as cytokine receptor-like. Gene Ontology annotation, molecular function: protein binding. The record is from RefSeq and is a predicted model, not a curated record. NCBI's taxonomy places the organism in Eukaryota, Metazoa, Arthropoda, Insecta, Hemiptera, Aphididae. Bases 133 to 2565 code for a protein of 810 amino acids. The transcript is spliced from 13 exons.